Molecule: messenger RNA, 645 nt
Organism: Lachancea lanzarotensis
Lineage: Eukaryota; Fungi; Ascomycota; Saccharomycetes; Saccharomycetales; Saccharomycetaceae
Product: LALA0S01e15478g1_1
Exons: 2
Coding region: 1-645 (214 amino acids)
Biological process (GO): transcription initiation at RNA polymerase I promoter; nucleolar large rRNA transcription by RNA polymerase I
Cellular component (GO): nucleus; RNA polymerase I upstream activating factor complex
Molecular function (GO): RNA polymerase I cis-regulatory region sequence-specific DNA binding
Source: RefSeq, a predicted model, not a curated record
AUGUCAGAUUUGGACGGAUAUGUUCCAAUGAUUGAUGCUAUCUUAAGCGUCUCCAAUCCUGACAAAGUCAGUGCUAAAAGGAUACGAAAAGCCAUUCAGGAACUUUUUGCAGUUAAUUUGGAAAGCCAGCGGAAAAUGGUCAAUGCACUGAUAAUUGAGCGUUUCAACGAUAUUCAAAAGAAUAGGUCUAACAUUUCGUCUCAAGAACUGGCGAAAAAGGAUGCUGCCAUAGCGAAAGCUCUCUCUAAAAAGCUCGAUAGUACUGGAAAGAAGGCCAAAUCUGGCUCUAGCAUUUCAAAACCGAAAAAGAAGCGGAAAGUCAGUGAAAAUGGGAACUCUCUGAGUCAGACCAUGAUGCAAUUGAGCCCUGAAUUACAGCAUAUUGUGAAGGAGCCUCAAAUGGCUAGAACGCAAGUUGUUAAGAAACUUUGGGAGUACAUAAAGGAGCAUGAUUUACAAAAUCCAGCAGAUCGCCGGGAAAUAAUAUGUGACGACCGAAUGAAGCCCAUAUUUGGCGCAAAGACAACCAUGUUCGCACUGAAUAAGAGUUUAUCGAAGCAUAUCUUCAGUCGCGAAGACGUUGUCGACCAGGAGGAUAAGACGAUGAACCCCGAAGCAUCUACAACUUUCGACGAUCGAUCAUGA